This is a messenger RNA of Wallemia ichthyophaga EXF-994, 2661 nucleotides long. Its product is annotated as K(+)/H(+) antiporter 1. The coding region runs from base 1 to 2661 and encodes 886 amino acids. The transcript is spliced from 4 exons. Gene Ontology annotation, biological process: proton transmembrane transport. Gene Ontology annotation, cellular component: membrane. Gene Ontology annotation, molecular function: antiporter activity. The record is from RefSeq and is a predicted model, not a curated record. NCBI's taxonomy places the organism in Eukaryota, Fungi, Basidiomycota, Wallemiomycetes, Wallemiales, Wallemiaceae.
AUGUCGUCCCUAUACGGCAUCCUGGCAAAGCAAAAUCCACUUAACGACGAGAAUAAUCCUGUAAAAAACAUUACCGUCUUCCUCCUCCAGCUUAUCAUCAUCAUCAUCUUAUGCCGAAUCUUAUCAUUCGGGUUAAAAUUCAUCAAGCAGCCACCAGUCGUCGGUGAGAUUAUCGCGGGUAUUUUACUAGGUCCAACAGCCUUUGGCGCAAUACCCGGUUUCACCCAGACAAUAUUCAGCGACGAACACAAGGCUUUGUUGUCCCUCACCAGCAACGUCGGUCUCGCCCUUUUCCUCUUUCUUGUCGGCCUAGAGACUGAUAUCGAUUUGAUGAAACGUUUGUGGAAGGAAACUAUGGUUACCACUAUCCCAGGUCUCCUAGUUCCUUUCGGCGUAUCUGUUGGCGUGUCUGUACUCAUGUACCAAGAAUUCGCUGACCCUUCCAUCAACUUUAUCGGCUUUUUCCUCUUCAUCGCAACUUCAAUGGCUGUUACCGCUCUCUCUAUUCUCUCUCGCAUUCUCGUUGAACUCAACAUCAUUUCCACUAAACUCGGUGCAAUCGCUAUAGCUGCAGGUGUCUGCAAUGACGCCAUGGGCUACAUUCUUCUCGCUAUCUCCACUGCCGUGUCCUCUGGCGGUGAUCAGAUCAACGCCCUAUGGGAGCUUCUCUGCUUGAUUGGCGAAGUCAUCUUCAUGUGGUUUGUCACUCGUCACAUUAUCAGCUACUUCUAUCGCAGAAACGAGUACAAACUGACUACUGGUAUCGCUACUCUUACUAUAGUUGGCGCCCUUAUCAGCUCUUGGUUUACUGACAUCCUAGGCUUGCACCCUAUGGUCGGUGCUUUCGCUUUUGGCGCUUGCUGUCCCCACGAGCAUGAUUUCCCAGAGAAGAUGACUGAAAGAAUCGAAACUCCGAUCAUGAUUUUCCUUCUCCCUCUCUAUUUCGUAUCCAGCGGUCUUAACACCAACUUUAUCCUUCUCGAUAGCGGUAAGAUUUGGGGUCUUAUCUUCCUCCUCCUUGCAGCCACCUUUAUUAGCAAGGGUGGCUGCACCGCCGUUAGCUGUCUUUUAGUCGGUCUCCCGUGGCGCCAAGCCAUGUGUGUAGCUUUCUUGAUGCAAUCCAAGGGUGUUAUAGAGCUCGUUAUUCUCUCUGUCGGUUUAGAGCUUGGUGUUAUUUCCGAACUAGUCUACGCACAGCUUGUCAUGGUCUUUAUUCUUACCACUCUCACCGUACGUCCGCUCGCAGACUGGGUCUAUCUCAACAGAAUCGAUCUCCACGCACACCCCGUCGACGAGAAGGACAUUGAAAAGAAUGAGGGGGGUAUUACUCAAGAGGAAUCUCCGUCAGCCUCCAAGAGCGUUCUUAUUGUCUUUAAUACCAUGGCUCCUCCUUUAACCCCUACCCUCAAGUUUCUUUCGCUCCUGUCGUCAUCGACGCCCGGCUUCAACGUAGUCAAUCUUCAUUUGCAUGCAAUCGACAUAACUUCACGUGCAUACAUAGCACGUGCCACUGCAGCCGAGUACCUUGGACACUCGCACAUGAACAUAAACAGUGAGGGUCUGGAACUAGUUAAUGCGCUAACCUCAUUCGAGAAGCUAUCCGGCUUAGUCAACACUCACCACAAGUCCACAUCUUUACUAGUUGAGCGUGUCGAUCAUGUGCGCGUGACGCUCGAGUACAUGCAAUCCAUCUCCACCUCAGGCAUAGUCAUAACGCCGUGGAUACCAUCCAGCGGGGCUUUCGGAACUGCAGCGACGACAAUUGCGAAUGACAUCAACAAGCCGCGCUCUUUCGCUGGUGCGUUACUGAAAGAGUCACAAUACAUAGCGGAGAUGGGCGUGAUAGUGCAACCCCUCGAUAUACUGCGACAUGCUAGCAGCCAUGCGAAGAAAUCUCCCAGACGUCCUAAAGUCCUUCUCAUCUUUUUCGGUGGCAAAGAUGAUGAUUGUGCGCGAGAGAUAGUGCGACGGAUCCAAUCUGUCGAUGUCGUCAUACUCAACUUGACCAUUCAAUCGGAAACGCACGAGAGCAAAUUGGCACAGGAGGCUGAGCUCACUCAAAUGGUUUCUCCGGGAAUGGGGCUGCCACAAAAACACGACGAUAACACGCUUCAUGGUCAGAUCACUAUGGUCGCACCUGGUAUACAGGAGAGCAGAGGUCUGAGUCAUAUGUUCCACAGACGCGCGUCGCACGAUGUGGGUGCGGGCGGGCUUGGUGAUGACGAGGGUGGUGGUGAAGGCGCAACCGCUUCUGCUCAGAAUGAUGUGCCCGACACUCCUCCCGAUGGCACUCCUCACCGUAUCGAUAUAAAGGUCGACGCGGAAAGCAUCCUCACUACCCUACUAGACUCGCUUCACUCGGCACUGCCUGAUCCUCAUUCAGAGGAUAUGGUCGUCGUCGGGCGCGCGAAACUCGACCAGCAGCGCACAUCGCUCUUUCGGUCCCAGGCGGAGGAACUGCUGAGGGGGAACGCAUAUGAUAUAAGCACAGAGGAAAGAGGCGAGAUUAGUGAUAUUGGUAGGGUUUUAGGCUCCGUCGCACAAUCUGUUUCACUCGACCUCGGCUGUUCAAACAAGAGGAACGAAAUGGGCUGUCCGCAGGUACUAGUAGUGCAGUCAAAAUCGGUUCCUGAGGAGACUGCUGUAGAUGCAGAAGUGUAG